Molecule: messenger RNA, 1227 nt
Organism: Saccoglossus kowalevskii
Lineage: Eukaryota; Metazoa; Hemichordata; Enteropneusta; Harrimaniidae
Biological process (GO): cGMP biosynthetic process; receptor guanylyl cyclase signaling pathway; intracellular signal transduction
Cellular component (GO): plasma membrane
Molecular function (GO): adenylate cyclase activity; peptide receptor activity; guanylate cyclase activity
Source: RefSeq, a predicted model, not a curated record
AUGUGGCGGUGGCUACAAGCUUACCAAACCAUGCAUUAUACCAAAGACAGAACCGGGAUCAUACAGGUGUUAGGGAGUAAGAUACUCGCGUUUGGAGCCGUUACACAAGACGAAUUAACCUGGCUCGUUCAGCUGGAAUUCGAACGCGACCUUAUGUUCGACGACUCCAACAAAUACAUGGACGAGCGGCACGAAGUAUACCCAGAGCAACAUUUUGACGUCUAUCAAAUUUUUAACAACAUUGACACUAUGUCAGCAGAGAUCCACAAAAAUGAUCUUCCCGAACCAUCGGAAAUCUCGUCAUUAUAUUGGUUUGGUAAUCAUAGUCUCGAAGUAGAGGUCUUCGAUGAUAUCCACGUUCACAUUGCACAUGAUAUUCUAGAAAUUUUAGAAUCAAACAUCCAGAAAGAGUAUACACAAUUCGUCUACAGUAUUAUUUGUAUUGCUCUCGUCAUCGUGUUUUGUCCAAUAUUAUUUGUAUGGUAUGCUAGAUCCCUGAAUGAAAUGAUGCAAGAGAUUCGUACCUAUACCAUUCGUUUGAACGCAGAAAAGCUGCGAGCUGAAAAGCUUCUCUACCAGAUGCUUCCACCUACUGUAGCCGAGCAGUUAAAACUAGGCAAACAAGUUCGUGGAGAGUCUUACGAAGAGGUGACUAUUUAUUUCAGUGAUAUUUGUGGAUUCACUGAGAUGUCAGCAGCAGCCAACUCGCCUUGGGACAUAGUCGACUUGCUCGAUACACUGUAUACUACCUUUGAUAACCAGAUAGAAAAAUACGAUGUGUAUAAGGUUGAAACAAUAGGAGACGCAUACAUGGUGGUAUCCGGUCUGCCUAGCCGUAAUGGGUCUAAACAUUUCUCUGAAAUGGCCGACAUGUCUCUGAAACUGGUAUCAUUAGCCAAAGAAAUUGUGAUUCCCCACCAACCCGACAGGUGUCUCAAAUUGCGAAUUGGUUUACAUACAGGUCCAUGUGUGGCUGGAGUAGUGGGACAGAAGAUGCCACGGUACUGUCUAUUUGGUGACACUGUAAAUACAGCUGCCAGAAUGGAAUCAACAGGCGAACCACUACGUAUUCAUAUAAGUGAAGCAACAAAACGUGGCCUUGUUCCUAUUGGUAAUUACGUCAUUUCUCGAAGAGGGGAUUUACAAAUUAAGGGGAAAGAGUCAUGGAAACAUUCUGGUUGGAAGGAUGGACGGAAACAUUUUAUCAACAAACAGAAAACGCGUUAA